ACACCGGACAAUAAAAAUAAAAAAGUUGGAUUCAUUGCCAUGAAAAAGGAAGGUACGAUCGGCCUUGUGACGUUUUCCUGGAAAAAAAAGUUCCAACGGGGAAAUAAUUCAUGUAUGCAGCAGACUCCAUCUCGUCCCCCACCUUUUCUUGCAAAAAGUUCUUUUUCUCAAGUGUGAGUUGCUCUGUACACCAUGGUCUGUUCACAUAUAGCCAAUACGACUCUUCAUCCACCUUCGGCAUUCGCACAAGUACAUAAAGAAGAAUGUACUCAGUGCUUUGACAGUCAAGAUGGAGCAGAAGGCAUUGACGUUUGUUUGAGCUGUUUCAACGGCGGAUGUUUGGAUAAAGAAAGACAUCAUGCUUUAACACAUUAUCAGUUAUCGGGCCAUCCUCUGACGUUGAAUAUAAAGCGCAAACUUUGUAAAACCAGCAACACGAAGCGGACGGAUGAAGACAGUCCGCCACCUUUCAAAAUCACCAAAGUAGCUAUUGAGGCAGAAAAUGAAGCAGACAAAUACGAGUAUGAAACCAAAGUGCGUUGCUACAUUUGUCAAACGGAAGAGGACAAAGAUGUCUCCCCCAAGAUAAACUCUAUUGUCGAGGCUAUUAUGAAUUCUUUAUCAUCCGCCAAACAAUCCGAAGUGAAAGCGUGGCAGGAGGACGACAUUACAGCUUGUGAACAUACACUUUGUUUGACGCAAGAGCCGCCUAAAAAGUUGGAAGCACAGGCUUUAGCUCAUUGUGCCGACUGCGAGUUGAAUCAGAACCUUUGGCUCUGUUUAGUGUGUGGUAAUUUAGGUUGUGGACGUCGACAAUACGAUGGAACAGGAGGCAAUCAACAUGCUAUUGAGCAUUUUGAAAAGACAGGGCAUGCUGUCAAUGUGAAAUUAGGAACCAUUACACCUGAAGGCACAGCCGACAUUUACUGCUAUAGUUGUGAUGACGCUCGUCUGGAUGAGAACCUUUCUCUUCACUUGGCCAACUGGGGCAUCAACGUAGCGCAACAAACAAAGACGGAAAAAUCCAUGGUGGAACUACAACUAGAACAAAACCUUCAUUUUGACUUUAGUAUGACAACAGAAGACGGAAAGCAGUUGCAGCCAAAGUUUGGACCUGGCUACACUGGAUUCAAGAAUCUAGGCAACAGCUGUUAUAUGGCUUCUGUCCUUCAAUCUAUUUUCAACCUGCCUAUCUUUCAAAGACGUUAUGGCAAGGAAUUAGAGGAUCAUAGCCUCACAUGUACGCAGGAUCCAGCGCAAUGUUGGUAUUGUCAACUGCAUAAAUUGGCGGACGGCCUCUUAUCCGGUCGUUACUCUCUGCCUGUACAAGAGGAUGCUUGUCGUGAGGGAGACAGCAGGCAGACGCCAUCACCACCACCACAACAACAAACAGGGAUUGCUCCUGCUAUGUUUAAAACGUUGGUGGGCAAGGAUCAUCACGAAUUCUCGACGAUGCGUCAACAAGAUGCGUUUGAAUUCUUCCAAUUCCUUCUGAAACAGAUUCAACAAAAGGAAAAUAAAAACAAGGAAAACGACCCAACGCAAGUGUUUCAAUUUGAAUUGGAGCAGAGACUGCAGUGUGGAAAAUGUAAGCGAGUCCGCUACCAAAAGGAUGCCACCACGAGUAUUUCGAUCAAUGUGCCAGCCCGUCUAAAGAAGGACAGCGACAGCAAUGCAUACGAACCAGUCACUCUCGAAGAAUGCCUAGAUGCUUUUGUGGAGCCAGAAGUGGUAGAAGGAUACAAGUGUCCUCAAUGUAACGAAAAGACGACUGCUUUUAGAUCGGUCAAAUUCAGUACGUUCCCAGAGAUACUGGUGAUGAAUCCUCGUCGAUUUGCGUUUAUGGAUUGGGUUCCUCAAAAAUUGAAUAUUCCUAUUCUCUUUCCGGAUAGAAGCCAGCCGAUCCAGCUGGACAAGUAUCUAAGCCAAGGCCAACAACCGGAUGAAGAACUCUUACCGGAUGACGAAACAAUGACCGAGGCAGCCACAGCCGAACCUGCAUUCAACCAGGCUGAUUUAGACCAGUUGCUGAUGAUGGGCUUUUCAGAAAAUCGAUGUAAGCGCGCCUUACUCAAUACUGGACAUAGGGGGGCAGACAUGGCCAUGAAUUGGAUAUUUGAGCAUAUGGAAGACCCAGAUGUGGAUGAUCCUUUACCAUCACAAGGUGGAGCAGGAACAGCGCCUACUACAGAAGCAGAUGAAACUCAGAUCACGAUGUUACAGGACAUGGGAUUUACUCUAGCACAAGCCAAGAAGGCUCUUCGCGAAACGAAUAACAAUACGGAAAGGGCUGUGGAAUGGUUAUUUAGUCACCCUGAGGAGAUGGGAGAGGAUGACACCGUCCCUACUGGAAACAACAGCAGUGGUGGUCAUGCUCCGUUGGGCGAUGCAACACCGCCUUUCCAUUAUGCAUUGGAUUCGUUUGUGUCACACAAAGGCACUUCUGUCCAUUGCGGCCACUAUGUAGCGCAUGUCUAUAAAGAGGGCGAAUGGGUUUUGUUCAACGACACCAAAGUCGCUGUUAGCCCAACGCCACCUAUGUCUGAGGCCUAUCUCUACUUUUUAAAAAGACAACAUGAAUAAAUUGUACUGUCAAGAUAGUACUCAGCGAUUGUUAUUUCGUUCCUAAGGGGAUGUUUCCCGUCUCGC
Messenger RNA from Mycotypha africana, 2649 nucleotides. RefSeq lists its product as uncharacterized. Gene Ontology annotation, biological process: protein deubiquitination. Gene Ontology annotation, molecular function: cysteine-type deubiquitinase activity; zinc ion binding; protein binding. The record is from RefSeq and is a predicted model, not a curated record. The transcript has 10 exons. Lineage: Eukaryota; Fungi; Mucoromycota; Mucoromycetes; Mucorales; Mycotyphaceae. Bases 193 to 2583 code for a protein of 796 amino acids.